This is a messenger RNA of Cylicostephanus goldi, 726 nucleotides long. The record is from the annotation of a GenBank genome assembly. NCBI's taxonomy places the organism in Eukaryota, Metazoa, Nematoda, Chromadorea, Rhabditida, Strongylidae.
GAUGAAGUGUACGAAUGGCAUGUUUGGGACAAAGAAAUGAUCCGGUUUGCUACUCUACCUGGAAUGUACGAAAGGACCAUUUCUAUUGGGAGCGCUGGCAAAGCUUUCUCCAUUACUGGCUGGAAAGUGGGAUGGUCAAUAGCUCCAAAGGAAAUCCUUAACCCUCUCAAAAUGGUGCAUCAGAACUGCAGCUACACCUGCAGUACCCCAACACAGGAAGCGGUGGCUGUUGCCUUUGAGAAGGAACUCGAACUUAACUGCAGCUUCACUUGCAGUACCCCAACACAGGAAGCGGUAGCUGUUGCCUUUGAAAAGGAAUUCGAACUAUUCUCCAUACAUCCGGAACAAUCCUACCUUCUCACUGAACUUCCUAAUGAACUUCGCGAGAAGUGUGAUCGGCUUUAUAAGAUGCUUUCUGAAGCAGGCUUCGACCCCAUUCGACCCGAUGCGGGUUACUUCAUGAUUGCUCAUUUUGGAACCAUCGACGGUCCCUUCAGAUAUGAUGCAUCAGGUGACGAACCCCUCGACUUCCGUUUUGUACGAUGGCUUUGUAAGGAAAUGAAAUUGGCGACUAUACCCGUUUCUGCCUUCUAUGAUAAGGAAAACAGAGUGGGAAACGAGGACACAGUCCGUUUUUGCUUCCUGAAGACCGAUGACACCCUUCAAGCUGUACAUGAGAUGUUGAAAAACUUGAGGAGAGCAUGUAGAGCAUUUCCUCAUUUCUGA